Messenger RNA from Dioscorea cayenensis subsp. rotundata (Guinea yam), 426 nucleotides. Its product is annotated as auxin-responsive protein SAUR36-like. Bases 1 to 426 code for a protein of 141 amino acids. Gene Ontology annotation, biological process: response to auxin. NCBI's taxonomy places the organism in Eukaryota, Viridiplantae, Streptophyta, Magnoliopsida, Dioscoreales, Dioscoreaceae. The transcript is spliced from 2 exons. The record is from RefSeq and is a predicted model, not a curated record.
AUGGCAAGGAAGUUGCUGAAGGUUCCAUCCCUCAAGAAAAUGAUGGCUUCACCAAAAGCUGAUAAACACUCUGAUCUCGAUGCAUGCUGUACAUCCUUUGUUGCAGAGAAAGGGCAUUUCAAUGUGUACACUUCUGAGGGGAAGCGUUUUAUGGUUCCCUUGGCAUACCUACACAAUAGUAUUUUCAAGGAGCUUUUGAGGAUAUCGGAAGAGGAAUUCUGUUUGCCAUGUGAUGGCCCUAUCACAUUGCCUUGUGAUGCCGCUUCCAUGGAGUAUGUGUUAUCCUUGCUAAGAAGAGGAGUAUCUAAGGAGAUAGAGAUGCAAUUAGUUAGCUUGAUUUUCAUUUCUUGCCAAUCAACAUGCUCUAUGCUUGCUCUUGAGAACCCUCAACAAUUUAUGAAUUGUCAAGUCCGUUCUGUUGGCUAA